This is a messenger RNA of Coffea eugenioides, 2296 nucleotides long. RefSeq lists its product as uncharacterized. The transcript has 8 exons. The record is from RefSeq and is a predicted model, not a curated record. Bases 191 to 2053 code for a protein of 620 amino acids. Lineage: Eukaryota; Viridiplantae; Streptophyta; Magnoliopsida; Gentianales; Rubiaceae.
CAGCGCACCACGCCCCCGACCAAACUCUUUUUUUCGAUAUUUCAAAAACUUCCCCAAAUUUCGAUCCCUCCGCCAAAAUUGCCACCUUCUCUCUCACACACUCACGCACCAGCAUUUCUCCCACUUUCACUUUCUAAAGCCGCCGCCCCCGCCCCCGCCAAUGUUGUUGUUCCGGUCGGCUUGAUUUUUGAUGGCCACCUCAGCAUUUAAAUCAACUACCAAGAGGUUAUCUGUCGGCGGCGGCGGCGGCGGGAGCUCAUCCGGAGCGUCCGCUGAUGACUCCUUCAGCUCGGGUAAUAAUGACACAGCUAAAGCUCACCGCCGGUCGAGGAGUCUGAGCCAGUUCUCGCGACGGCUUCCCUUGGAGCUAGAAGAGGAGAGUUCAAGUACGGCUGCAGCUGAUUAUAGAGGUGCACCGAGGGGCAAGUUCGUGAAUACCACUCGAGGAUCGGAGGCUUUGGAGAUUAGUCUCGAUGAUCUAGCUCUCGAAUUUUUCUCUAGUAAUAGUACUAAUGGUGACGAGGCAACUGAGAGCGGUGAGAGAGGGAGAAGCCGCUCGGCCAGGCGUGGCCCGGAAAUUGGGCGUUGGGCGAGUGAUACAGCGUCGUCCAGGAGGCGUGGGAGGUCCGUUUCUAGACAUCGUGACGGUGUUGAGCAUAAAAAGGUGGUUUCGGGUGGUAAUGAAAGCAAAAUUGGAACUUCUGAGGCAAAUUCGAGGCGGAGGAGAUCGCUUUCGGUGGCGCGGCAUCGAAUUAGUGACUCAGAGGUUGUGUCAAAUUGUACCGGAAGCAAAAUUGGAACUUCCGAGCCGAAUUCGAGGCGGAGAAGAUCGCUCUCAGUGGUGCGCCAUCGGGUUAGUGACUCAGAGAAUGAUGCAUUUCGAAAUUCUCAGAGUCAUUACAGUGUGAAGAGUAUCAACAGCUGGAACAGCCAAAUUCAGAAGACAUCAGCUUCAGCGGAUCGGCGAUUGCAAAAGUCAGCCAGCCAAAAAGAUCUUGCUCAUUUACAUGAUGGAUAUUCUAGUCACUCUUCAGCCUUAACUGAUGAGGAAACAAAGGAUGCUCGAUGUGGGAAAAAUGGAGCUGAGAGAACUAUUCGAACAGUUUAUGCUCAGAAGGCUCAACAUCCUAAUGAGAGUGUUAUAAAUAGUGGGUUAUAUGAAGUGAUGUGCAAAGAACUAAGAUAUGCUGUUGAAGAAAUCCGAACUGAACUUGAACAUGCCAGGGUAAAAAAUGAUAAUGGAGUGCCCUCGGACUCUAAUGGUCUUCAGGCGUUAGAAAGUUAUGCAACAAAGUUGGAGCAGUCUCGGAAGCGUAAACAAGAUUUACUUGCUGAAAUGUUGUUGGAGGAGCAGCAUGGUCGGGAGCUUUCAAAAAUUGUUAAAGAAUUACUUCCCGAUUCAAAAUGCGUGUCUGAUGGUAAAAAACCAGCCAGAGCCAGAAAGAGGAGUACAGACAGAAAUAGGAUGUCUAAACGAUUGACUGAGGAGGCGGAGAGAUACUUUGAGGACUUCAUCUCAAAUGUGGAAGAUACUGAUAUAUCUUCAUUUGAUGGAGAAAGAAGUGAUGGGAGUUCAACUUUAGGAGGAAUGACAAAGCCAAGAGAUUCUACAAUUAGGAAUACUGAAGGUUUCCAGAGCCCAAUAGGAUGUGAUCCACAUCCUGUGGAGAUGGAGGGCAUUAUUUUGCCUUGGUUACAGUGGGAGACUAGUAAUGAUGGUUCUGUAUUGGACAAGGUCAGAAAACACACUCCCAUAACUCCAAAAACUUUGCAAUGGGAUGCAGAACAGGCUAUAUCCGUGAAACGAGAUCUUAGUCAUUACUCCAUCAGUAGUCAUGGGAGUUCGAGCCCAGGAUUUAUCAAUGUUCAUUCGGUGAACUCAAGUGUGGAUGAUAGAGAGAAAUCUAGGGACUCUGGAAUUCGCCUGAUGUCAAGCUUCGACAUGUCAGAGUAUCUUUUGCCUCGCCAGAAUGAUGAACUUCUGUAUGAAAGGUACAAAGAGCGAAACCGAAUAAAUUCAGGCGGUCUUUUGCUCUGUAGUAAUGUGCUCUAGUUUAGUUUCUCAAAGAAUAUGUAGAUCCAAUGUACAAUGAGUGAGUGCAACUGCAUGACAUUUGUAGUAUUGACCGUGGCAGCUAAAUUGGUCCCGCUAGACUGCAUAAUUCUUUUGUAUUUACAUCUCCUUUCCAUUUCCCCUAACAAAUAAGCCAAUAUUCAGCUUGUUUGCUUGGAGAUGUAAGCUUGGUUGUAAGACUAAAGAAGAGGUACAUAAAGGCUAAAGCCAUUUUUAGUUCGA